Messenger RNA from Chanos chanos (milkfish), 1530 nucleotides. RefSeq names its product keratin 222 (gene krt222). The record is from RefSeq and is a predicted model, not a curated record. NCBI's taxonomy places the organism in Eukaryota, Metazoa, Chordata, Actinopteri, Gonorynchiformes, Chanidae. Bases 1 to 1530 code for a protein of 509 amino acids. The transcript has 12 exons.
AUGUCGGAGUUGUUUGGUCUGGCUGGAUGGACCUGUGUGGACAUGGAGAUGGUGGGGGACCCACAGUGGGCCCUGAGGGGUCUGAAUGAGCGACUCAGAAGUUUCCUGGACCAUGUGGGUCAUCUUCACGAGGCCAAUCAGCAACUGGAGAGAAAGAUAUUGGAAUGGGGGAGGAGGAACAUCCCUCAGCCACAUGACCGUGUGGCACAGGAGACGACAAUGCAGGAGCUCCAUUCACAGGUUACCAGGCUGCUGGUGGAAAAUGCCAGACUUGCUCUCUAUACAGAUAGCAUGAAAACAGAGGCAUCCCGACUUCAGACGAGGUGGGAGGCAGAGAAGAGGUUGACGAGGAGUCUGGAGCAGCAGGUGGUGCUCCUUAGGGAGAAGAAGAGAGAAACAUAUCAGGCUAACACUCUGCUGGAGACAGAGCUGAGUGCUGCUGAAACCGACUUACAGCACAUGAACGACGAGUAUCAAGCAUCAUGGGAAGAGUUGCUGAAGCAGCAGAAAGACGUCCUAGCAGCGUUGUCUGCUGAGAGAGUGGACCACAAAUAUGGAGAUUACAAUCACAGCAACACACAGUGUGAUGGUUAUGAUCCAGCCCCCAGUUCUCCAAACUCAGCCAUACAUCAUAGUCUAGAUCUGGAACUAGCUCAGUCCAGCGAUACAGUGAACCUGACGGGAGCAGCCCUUUCACAGGAUGGGGGACUGGCUGAACAGACACAGGAGCAGACUGCUCUGAGGGAGGCCCAGGAGGAGCUUGUUGAGGUCAGGAAACAAUGGCAUAAAAUACAGGUGGAGAUAGAGUCACUGCACGCUCAGGAGAGAGGUCUACAGAGCACGCUCCACCACAACGAAUGCCAAUAUUCCAGCCAACUGCACGACCUAGCACAGAAAGCGCAGCGUUUGGAGACAGAGCUGGGGGAGGUACAACAGAACCUGGCCAAUCAGCAGCAAAGUCACACCCACCUUCUCAACACCAAAAUGAGGCUGGAGCAAGAGAUCGCCACCUACAAGAAGCUGCUUGAUUGCGAAGAGAAAAAGUAUCACCCUUGCGUGGAUGGUGGUCAGAAGAAAAUGCACCAGUCUGGAGAAGAGCAGGAUCAGGGUGUGUAUGCUGAUCCGCCUGGCACGGAGCCUAAUUCCACAGAGACCAGAAUAAACAGGAACUACCUCAGUCUGAAGAGGCCGAGCAGUCGGGUCAUUCUUACAGAUCCAGGAGAGAAAAAUGAAGGGGAACUUACCACAGUGAGAACUCAGGAGAUGCUGGAUGGGAACGUGGUUCAAGAGAACACAGAGGGCUGUGGCACUGUAGAAAUGGAAAAUGUCGAUAAGGUGAUCAAACAAUGGGAAGACGCCUUUUUUAAGGUGAACCCAAAGCUGAGGAAGAAGUCUUCGGCCUUGCGCUUCGAUGUGCAAAUGAGCAAGCCUGAGGACGGCUGCGGACAGAUGAAAGACGACAGCCCACCCAGUGUUGAGGUGUGUCUGGUGAUGAAGCAUCCUCAUGGCAUGCCCACUGCUGCUAAGUGA